Molecule: messenger RNA, 2900 nt
Organism: Panicum virgatum (switchgrass)
Lineage: Eukaryota; Viridiplantae; Streptophyta; Magnoliopsida; Poales; Poaceae
Product: protein ACTIVITY OF BC1 COMPLEX KINASE 7, chloroplastic-like
Exons: 19
Coding region: 323-2590 (755 amino acids)
Biological process (GO): regulation of response to reactive oxygen species
Source: RefSeq, a predicted model, not a curated record
UUUUCGAAAUCUGCGCCUAUGGAUCGGCGUCUUGCAUGGAUUGGUUCCGGAAGUGGGUAGUUUUGUGAUGGUUUAUGGUUCUUGAUUGGAUGGUUCAGUGGUGGGGUUUUGUUUCUUGGUGAUGAGGACCGGAGAACCAACAAGAUUGAUUGCUGCCUGUGGAUUGCUCUUGUGAUUUUUGUUUCGUUGCUUGAUAUUUCAUUUUUAUCGUGGUGUUUUUGAGAGGGCCCCAAUUUUUUUAGUAUAAUCAGGACAUUUGUGUUCUGUCAGAAUUGCUAGAUGGGCAUUUUUUAGGGGCUUCUGAUUUGUCAUACUCAUAGCGAUGAUGGUGCCUGAUCUUAGUUUCUCAGCAUCAAUCUCUAGUGUGAAGCUCCCAAGGUAUGGGGCAUCAAAGAAUGAGAAAUUCUUGGUUCAGAGGGCCCCAAAAUUCCGAGCAGAAGCUAGGCUGGCGGCAUCUGCAAAGUAUGGUACUAAUGGUCGGGCAACAAAGAUGGUCCCAACAACUGAGUUGAGGAGGACCAAUGGUGGUGGCCUUGCAAGAUCAGGGAUGGUCAAUGGUUCUCCAAAUGACACUGUCAACGGCUCAACCAAGGCACCAAUUAAUGGUUCUGCAAAGGCCAUUGUCAAUGGCUCAACCAAAGCUGUUAUUAACGGUACACCAAAGAUAACUGUGAAUGGUACAAGUUUGGUGAAAGGCAGCAAGAUGUCCUCUCUUGUUAAGACACAGAAGCACACGAGAUUCAACAAUGAUCCCUUCCAAGAGGAACUGAAGGUUUUGCCUUCUGAUGAAGGAUUCAGCUGGGCGAAAGAUAAUUACAACUCUGUCCAGAGGAGCAUAGAUAUAUGGUCUUUUGUGCUUUCUUUUCGAGUCCGUGUGCUAUUUGACAAUGCAAAAUGGGCUUAUCCUGGUGGAUUCUCAGAAGAAAAGCAGAAAGUUCGAAGACAGAAAACUGCUUCAUGGUUAAGAGAGCAAGUAUUGCAGCUUGGUCCAACAUUUAUCAAGCUUGGACAGUUAUCCUCCACACGAUCUGAUUUAUUCCCAAGGGAAUUUGUCGACGAGCUUGCAAAACUGCAGGAUAGAGUACCUGCAUUCUCUCCUGAGAAAGCAAAAGCUUUCAUAGAGAAGGAAAUGGAUUGUUCCAUUGAUAUUGUAUACAAAGAAUUUGAAGAGCGUCCAAUAGCGGCAGCAAGUCUUGGUCAGGUACAUCGUGCAGUGCUCCAUAAUGGUGAACGAGUUGCAGUCAAAGUUCAGCGACCUGGGCUCAAAAAACUUUUUGACAUUGAUUUAAGGAACUUAAAGCUAGUAGCCGAGUAUUUUCAAAGAAGUGAAACAUUCGGAGGCCCUUCAAGGGAUUGGAUUGGUAUUUACGAGGAAUGUUCCAAAAUUUUAUAUGAAGAAAUCGAUUACAUCAACGAAGGAAAGAAUGCGGACAGGUUUCGACGGGAUUUCAGAAAUGUAAAGUGGGUUCGCGUGCCACUUAUCAUGUGGGACUACACAACUGAAAAGGUGUUAACCCUGGAAUAUGUUCCUGGUAUCAAAAUUAACAAUUUGGGUGUGCUUGAUAGCCGGGGCUAUAGUCGCUCACUGAUUGCAUCGUGUGCAAUAGAAUCUUACUUAAUUCAGGUGCAAACCAACAUCUUCGUGCAAACUUCAAUUCGGGCCACCGGAUCAACAUCCAAGGCUAGUUUGGCGGGUCCCCAUUCCAGGCUAGUUUGGCGCCCGAUAUUGAAGACUGGAUUCUUCCAUGCUGAUCCUCAUCCUGGAAACCUUGCUGUAGAUAAUGACGGUUCUUUAAUAUAUUAUGAUUUUGGAAUGAUGGGUGAAAUAAAAUCAUUCACUCGAGAGAGAUUGCUAUCCCUGUUCUAUUCUGUGUAUGAGAAGGACGCAAACAAGGUUAUGAAAGCUCUAAUUGACCUGGGAGCUCUACAGCCAACAGGAGAUCUCUCACCGGUUAGGAGGUCCAUUCAAUUUUUCUUGGACAAUCUGUUGAGCCAGGCACCAGAUCAGCAACAGACACUGGCUGCAAUUGGAGAGGACUUAUUUGCGAUAGCACAAGAUCAGCCUUUCCGGUUUCCAUCCACAUUUACAUUUGUCAUAAGGGCAUUCUCUACUCUUGAAGGGAUUGGAUAUAUAUUAGAUCCAGAUUUUUCCUUUGUCAAAGUUGCAGCGCCAUAUGCACAGGAACUGUUAGACUUGAAACAGAGACAACGGGGUGGACCUGAAUUAGUGCAGGAGAUAAGAAAGCAAGCAAAUGAUGCUCGUGAUUCUACAAUAUCAAUGCCAUACAGAAUACAGAGAAUUGAAGAUUUUGUAGGACAACUCGAGUCAGGUGAUCUGAAACUCAGGGUCAGAGUACUGGAGUCUGAACGAGCUGCUCGGAAAGCUACUGUGCUUCAGAUGGCCACCAUGUAUACAGCCUUGGGUGGUACUCUCUUGAAUGUUGGGGUCACAUUGAACAGUCAAGGGAACAGUCAAGGGAACCAAAUAAUUGCAAACGGUUCUUUCAUUGCUGCAGGCAUAUUUUUAGCAUUGCUGAUCAGAUCUAUGCAAAGAGUGAAGAAACUUGACAAAUUCGAGACAAUGAUAUGAUCAUCUUGCAAAGAUGUGCAACCGCAGAAGUUCCUGUCCCCGAAAAGGCAUGGCAUGACAGACUAGAGUAUCUUUGUAGAGUUACAUGGGAAAUGCGCGCCCCCUCAGGGUCAUAGUAUAUAUGAAGUGCAUAUAGGAAAUUUAUACUCUCUCUCGGAAACAACCGAGCUUUCACAUGCUCUUGUAAAUCUGUACAAACUGUAUCAUUAUUUAGCCGCUAAGGCUACACACCGACCAGUCAAUAAAGCAAGGAAUUCAAGAUAAUUGUAAUUUUUUUACAUUAAAAAUAUUCUAGAAUAUUCGAUGUGAA